Varroa destructor (honeybee mite) is the source of this 2244-nucleotide messenger RNA. RefSeq names its product very long chain fatty acid elongase 7-like. Gene Ontology annotation, cellular component: endoplasmic reticulum membrane. Gene Ontology annotation, molecular function: fatty acid elongase activity. Gene Ontology annotation, biological process: fatty acid elongation, polyunsaturated fatty acid; fatty acid elongation, saturated fatty acid; sphingolipid biosynthetic process. The record is from RefSeq and is a predicted model, not a curated record. Lineage: Eukaryota; Metazoa; Arthropoda; Arachnida; Mesostigmata; Varroidae.
UUCAACAACGUCAUUUCGAAGCGGUAGUCGUUCUGGCCAGACUUUUGCACGAACUAAAGUCUGCGUUCAGAUCAAAACCUUGGUUCAACAGAAGUGAUAUAUUCAGCCCGAGCUGAAAACUUGCUUCACUCAUUGUGUCUAAACUUGACAUGUGAGACCCCAUAUUGUGACUAUCAUCUUGUGCUCGCAACACAAUUUUAAAAAUGGUGACGGUGAUUGCUAAAGUCUUCUACAAAGGACUUGGAUUAUAAGCUGUGCGUCUUCUCUGACAGAAUUACGUUAUAAAGUGCUUUUGUGAUUAUCUUGUUUCCGUCUCAUUCUGGUUAUUAAAAAAGUGAUUCUUGUAUGUUAUUUAAAAUAAUGUCGCUAAUUAUUUCACGUAUGAUUCCCGACUCAAAAAUUUUUUGGUCACCAGUGGACCCCCGCACGGAGGGGUGGCCUUUCGUAGGCAAUCUGCCCUCCCUAGUCAUUCUACUUGCCGGUUACUUAUAUGUGGUCAAAGUGGCAGGUCCUCGCUGGAUGAAGGACCGUGUACCUUUCGAAAACCUUAAGCCCUUAAUGCGUGUAUAUAAUAUUCUAAUGGUAUUUGCAAAUGCUUUUAUGCUUCAAUACAUUCUUCGGCGCACAUACCUUGGUGGAGGCUACUCGCUAUACUGCCAGGGAAUCAACUACGUCGACCGCUCGCCACAAACAAUGGAGUUGCUGAACGCCCUCUAUUACUAUACGUUCGUACGAAUAAUAGAUUUUCUUGACACGAUAUUUUUUGUGUUGCGGAAAAAGUUUUCUCAUGUCAGCUUCUUACACUUGUCACAUCACUGUCUGGUUGUUUUUAUAGGUUGGUAUGGUGCCUUGCACGGUUACGAAGGCCAACCAAUGUUAGGGACGUGCAUCAACAUGUUCAUACACAUUAUUAUGUACUCCUACUAUUUUCUGGCAUCAUUCGGGCACCGAUUUAAACGUUACCUUGUUUGGAAAAAAUACCUUACACAAUUACAGUUGAUACAGUUUGUGAUAGCCAUCGGCCAUCUCAUAGUGCCCGUGUUCGAAAAGCGUUGCAAUGUCCCUCUUGACCACGUGGUGGUCGUAAUAGGGCCUACGAUAUUUUUUUUGGCAAUGUUCUGUCGCUUCUACGUGCAAACAUACGUAAAGAGACAGAUUAAAUUAACAUUUAAGAAAAGAUCGAUUUUAGAGGGCGAACUAAUGAAAGAGUUGCAGUUCAUGCCGCCCGCAAAAAAUGGUAAUAUUAGAAUUGUUUCUUUCUCAGAUGGCAGAGGUUACGCUUCUAAGAAAGGUGAUUAAUUGGUUAUUUGAUAUGUGACUUCUAGACGGUAACCCAUUUAAUCGUAUGCUUCACGGCAUAUAAAUUCGAAUUGGAUGAAAUAUUCUUCGAUCUUCAAACACUUAUAUCCAUCAUUCUCAAUACGACUGACAUAGUAUAUUAUUUACCUACAUAUAUUACAAAAAAUAAAACAUUUUUCUCAUAUAUUCGAUAACAAUGUGCAUAAGAUGUACAUGCGCUGACGUUGUUAAACGUGUACGUUCCCAAACCGUAUUCGUGUACGUUUUUUAUGUAAUGCUCUUUACUGUUUAAGGUAUUUGAUAUAUAUAUGACAGUAGGACAUAUUGGGCUUAAAAGUGAUUUUACUGCAAUGGCCGAAGUCCUUAAAAUGUUCAUACAGUAAUUUGGGAAUUUAUGUCUUUUUGCCCAAAUAGCCAAAGUGCAAAUCUGAGGCUACUUCUACUGUGCGAAACAAGUAAAAUAGAUUUAGCGUUUUUUUUUACCAUUCAUUUAAUUUUUAUUAGUACGGCUUAGAAAUUUGUUAUAAUAUUACAGUGCCGAUAGUUUUUUAGACGAUUCUGAAGCAUUGGCCAAGAUGUAAAAGGCUGCCUUAUACAAAUAAUGGUUGCAUUCAUAUAUUCACACAAGUGAGUGAAGUAGUUGGCGCACAAUGUGUGGCCUUUUGUAGAACGAGAGUUCACAAACCAAAAUGUAUAGGAUCAUAAGCUAUGCGCCUUCUGGAAUAAAAAAGUAUUUAUCAGACUUUGUAUUUUACUUGUUAUAAUCUUAAGACUACGGUUAUGAAAUAAAACAUCUUAACUUGAUUAAGAUUGCUUCUGAGGCUUGACGAAGCGUGCGUUUUGUGUUGGUGGUGGGUUGACAUAAUUAUAUGUAGAAUAUUAUAAGAAUACAUGUUAUUAUAGUGUCUGCUUUAUAAUGAUGCUCCGACAUGGUUAUUCAGACAA